Zalophus californianus (California sea lion) is the source of this 1417-nucleotide messenger RNA. RefSeq names its product gamma-glutamylamine cyclotransferase (gene GGACT). The record is from RefSeq and is a predicted model, not a curated record. Lineage: Eukaryota; Metazoa; Chordata; Mammalia; Carnivora; Otariidae. Bases 523 to 1056 code for a protein of 177 amino acids. Gene Ontology annotation, molecular function: gamma-glutamylaminecyclotransferase activity. The transcript is spliced from 4 exons.
CCGGGGCUUCUGUCCCCGCUCCCUCCGCGCGGGGGCUCUGGGGACGCCGGGGACUCGCGGCGUCCGUCCCUGCGCGGCGCGUUGCGUUCGCGCCCAGUGCGGCGGCCGCGGGAGCAGGGGAGGGGAAGCGGAGGCCGGGGACCGAGCCUGGCCGCGAAGGGGCCGCGGGCGGCCUGCGGGACCAGCCGCGAAGCAGGGGGGCAGCCGGCCACGAAACGGGUCCCCAGAGCCGCCGCACGCGGCGGGACGCGGGCACCCCCGCCAGAGUGGGCGAGGGCCGAAAAAGUUAGGAACUGUCUGCAGGUGUGGACGCUGCCCGUUCGUACUCAGGAGAGUGAUGAUUAUCCAGACUGAGAGCUGGAUACCUGGUCCACGGUCUACUGGUCACGCUGUGAGGUGUGAGUGCUUACCCUGCUGUCCCAUUUGGAAAGGAUUCUGAAGUCAAAAGCUUUGUAAGCUUUCACACUUCCUGUGGUGCUGGAUUCCACAGUGACCCAGUUUUGAAAAAACAAGUUUACAGGGAUGAGUUUCUUCCUGAAGGAUCUGUGUUUGUUCCAAACACAAUCAGAAAGCUUCCUGGCCCUCAUGGCUCGCGUGUUCGUGUACGGGACCCUGAAGAGAGGCCAGCCCAACCACAAGGUCCUGCUGGACCCCGCCAACGGCUGUGCCGCCUUCCGCGGCCGGGGCCGCACGCUGGAGCCUUACCCCUUGGUGAUCGCCGGCGAACAUAACAUCCCACGUCUGCUCAACCUCCCGGGGCAAGGGCGGCUUGUGCUCGGCGAGAUCUACGCCGUGGACGAGCGGAUGCUGAGCUUCCUCGACGAGUUUGAGGGCUGCCCGGACAUGUACCAGCGCACCCCGCUGCAGGUCACCGUCCUCGAGUGGGAAGGCGCGCGCGGGGCGCCCGAGGAGACGCCGGCCGCCGACGGGACCCUGCAGUGCUUCGUGUACAGCACGGUCACCUACGCACCCGAGUGGGUCCGCCUGCCGCACCACGACGACUACGACUUCCAGGGGGAGCACGGGCUUCGCUACAAUCCGCGGGAGAACAGAUGACAAGCGCGAGGGCCAGGCCUGCCCUGCUCCGCCGGGGGCUGGGGGACAGAGCCCCAACGAUGAGACGCCCUCAGCCCAGUCUGCGCUCAGUGCGCCCACGUAAUAAUGUCCUUUGAAACAAAUACUUACUUAUAAAACACAAUCUGUGGGAAAAGGAACAAUCUCUUUUUCAGCCGCAGCUGAUUUUCCCAAUAUUUUGACAUACUGAUCACAAAAUUAUGCCUGAAGUCUGUCUAGCCUAUAGUGCUUUGUUGCUUGCUGCUUCCAGAACGCCACGGGCUUGAAUAGAUAGGGAAAAUUCAGGAUCUUAAUUAAUUCCCCUAAACGACAUUUCAAGAACUCAUGUCAUAUAUAUAUAUAU